Molecule: messenger RNA, 1776 nt
Organism: Chlamydomonas reinhardtii
Lineage: Eukaryota; Viridiplantae; Chlorophyta; Chlorophyceae; Chlamydomonadales; Chlamydomonadaceae
Exons: 6
Coding region: 105-884 (259 amino acids)
Source: RefSeq, a predicted model, not a curated record
UAUAAUACAGUCGAAGUUCAUCCAGAAAAACUUUCCGAAGGCAACGCAAGAUGUUGCGACUUUGCCGACUCCACCAGCAAAUAGACAAGCGGAGAGCUCAUUCUAUGCCCCGGUACCAAGUACUAUGUCGAGCAAGGCCAAGUGAUCGCGGGCCCUCGAAAGAGGAGUCUGAGGCCCUCCAAGAAGCGCUCGACUUAUUCAACGGCGCGCGACAUUUAGCGUACUUGCAAACGCAGUCGGAGCUUCAGGCCGCCUUCAUCGCGGACUUGGAGCUCACGGCGCAGUCGCCCGCGGAGCCCAGCCCGCAUGAGGCGCUGGUCAGCUACUGGACGGAGCAGGGACUCAACAAGGCGGCGGCUGAGGGCCUGGUUCGCAAGCUGGAGAAGGCCGGCGCGCCGCUGAGUGUGGCGCAGCUGAACGCCAAGGUGCAGCGGCUGACGCGCAUCGUGCCGGACCUGGACCUGGCGCAGUUGGUGGACCGGGACGUGGGCGUGCUGGACACGGAGCCCGGCGUGGCCAUACGCAACCUGGUUCUCCUGGUGGAGGCGUUCCCGGGCAAGGAGGUGGCUGCCAUCGUGCAGCGCAGCCCGCGCCUGCUGUACGCGGCCGACCUGCCCACCCGCCUGGAGCGCUGCCUGGAGCUGCUGACGCGGCUGCAUCCGGCGCGCGAGCGCAAGGUGGUGGCGCCGGUGGUGGCGGAGUACCCCGACCUGCUGUACCGCAUGGACUACUACACGCACGUGCGCAUGAUUGACGAGCUGCCCAUCGAGAUCCAGAACAUGUUUGUGCUGGCCGACCAGGGCAUUGGCUUCUUGCACCGCUACUACAAGCGCGCCAAGAACAACUUUGUCGCCGAUACCUCGGACGAGGAGGCGGGCUUCUGAGGCCGGGGCUGUACCGUAUGCAGCGUGAUGGCGGUGGCGCUGGAGGUGGCAGCUGCCUGGAAUCCUGUGCGAGAGUGCGAGCAGCGAGAAGGGCAGCUGGAAUUGCUUGCACGUGUGUUUGUAUUCAGGUUUGUAUUCGAGGCUGCUGCUCUGUCCGGUGGUCAUGCGGGACAGUGGCAGACGCAUUUGUACCAUAACGACUUGUGGUUUGUUGCGCGGCGCCAGCGACGAGCUGGCGGUUGCGUUGUUUGUGAGCCGCUUGUGUUUGUAAAUGUCGGGGGCUGAGUUGCAUGGACACUCCUCGAUGUGUUGGUUGGUGCGGGUCGCUGAGAGCGGUCAUGGGAUGAGGGUUUUCCGCGGCGCGCUCAGACGCGGGCUGAGCUAUGUGAGCGGCAUGGUUGUUGUUGGUCGGUUGGUUGUCGUACACCUUUUGUUGCUGUGAUGUACUGUAUCGGUGGAAGGCCGCGCGUAUAAUACGGUGUGUGCCAUGCAGGCCCGUGCUGAUGGUUGCUGAUGGGACAUGGUGUCGUGAGGAUGUGCACGUGGUCCCACUGUUUGCUCAGCAGCUGCUAGCUGCUGGCACGAAGAAUCCAUGUGCAUUAUGGCGCUCGACCAGAGUUCGGCUAUGCCCUUGAAUGGCUUAUGAGAGAGACGGGUGUUGCGCCGCUGGAGUUGGGGGCCCCGAAACGUUCAUGUGAGUGGGGUGAGGCUUGGCAAGGACUACUGGCCUGUGAUACUGUGUACGCGGUCUGCCACAACCUCUUAGAACCCGGGGGCCAGCGUGCUACGGUACUGUUUCUCUGCGUGCCUCUGUCCUCAAACAUGAGGUGCAAAUUCUACCGCGGACACGGCAGAGGAAGCAUGUCCCGAUGUCCCGGCAAGUAACAAGGAG